GUAUUAUCUGUGUCAACUGUCAAUCUGUCAUUCUUUUUUCGUGCGAGGCAAACUAAAGCACGCGUUCCUGGAUUUUUCGAUUCUAAACGUUAAAAAUCCUGUUUUAACAUGCCGAAAAGUAAACGUGAGAAAAUUAAAUCCUAUCGUCGAAAAUUACGCCGCCUGGAGGAAGAAGAAAAACACCAUAAAAAACGACGUCGGAUUGUGUACUCAUCCUCAGACGAAACUUCGGAUAAUGAGCCACAUGGUCAAAGUGAGAUUGAGGGCGAACCCGACAGGACCUCACAUGACGAAGCCGGCGCGCUUGGAGAGACUCCGUCCAAUUAUGCACCUGUGUCUGAUUGCGGUACAGAACCAACCGCACCCGAAGUGGCCAUCAAUGGAAACACAGACCCCAUACAGAGUAUGAUUCCGGAGCUGGAUCCAGACAUCCUGUCUGCUUUAGGAGAAACAACGGAGGAGACACCUAAGUUUGGAGAGAAGAUUCACGACAAGCUGGCUCAGCUUUGGCAGCCUAUUCUGCGGAAAGGCUUAACAAAAGAAGUUAAAGAGAAAUUGAUAAAACAAUUUGCAGUGCCUGAGAACUGUCCGCUACUACAAGCCCCUAAAUUAAACCCAGAGCUGUUGGCUGCGGUAAGCGAACCUACUAGGUUCAAAGACAAAAGAGUAGAACAGGUACAACAACAGCUGGGGCUAGGGCUAACAGCUCUUAAUAAGGGAUUAUCCUUACUAUUAGAACCUGAUGGUGAAAGGGUGUUAGCAAUAAAACAUCUAAGUGACAGCUGCCGCAUACUGUGUGACUUACAUUUCUUGGAAACUGAGGCCCGAAAACGAUUUAUAACACCAGGUUUAGAAAAGACGUUCUUAUCUAUAAUCAAAGACGUGGAGAGAGAUGAUACCCUGUUUGGAAAUGGCCUCUCAAACAAGAUCAAAGCCUCCAAGGCUAUUGAGAAGCAGGGCUUCCAAAUAAAGAAGGCUGUCCCAACUACAAAGGCAGUAACUGCAUCUCCUACCCCGGCGAGCAAUAACCGCCCUCGGUUUCAGGGAAACUGGAUGGGCCCUCCUCGAUACUCUUCCAACAGGGGUGGGAGAGGGGGGCAGAGGAAGCCGGCCCAAGCUCCAAGGAGGACGACCCAUGCUGCUCAAUCAAAAGCACCACCAUCGAGCAGACAACAUGCCCCGUCGCACCAUCCAUAGAGAUCAAUACACCCACUGCACAAGACCCUUACCCUGGGGGCCGCGAUGCUCUCAGGAUCGCGUUCGCAAGACGGAAUACUCCCCAAGUAGCGCUAGACCUUAUGCUGUCCUCUAUCUCAUGCAAUACGUUGAAACAAUAUAAUGUUUCAUACAAGUUGUGGUGGGUAUAUUGUACUGAGAAUAAGAUUGAGGUCUUUAAUCCUGAUGUUUCUUCUAUACUAAGUUUCUUGACAAUACAGUUUAAAAAUGGUGCGUCUUACGGGUCAAUUAACAGCCAUCGAUCUGCGUUAUCGUUGCUUGUUGGGAAUGAUAUCGGCUCAGACGAUCGAAUCAAACGACUUCUGAAAGGCGUUUAUAAGCAGAAACCAACCCGACCCAAGUACUCUAGUACAUGGGACCCCCAGACUGUGCUAAAUUACAUUUCCGACUGGUUCCCUAACAAAGAUUUGUCGUUAGAAAAACUCACUAAAAAGCUGGUUGUCUUAUUAGCCCUAUGUACCGCUCAUAGAGUACAGACAUUGUCCCUCAUAAAGGUAAACAAUAUCCACAAAAUGACCUCAGGAAUAAAGAUCUCGAUACACGAUAUUAUUAAAACCUCUGCGGCGGGUAGAGAACCUCCCGUAUUAUUUUUACCGUUCUACGAAGAGAACCCGAGGAUAUGCCCAGCAACGGCGUUACUAGAUUACCUCGAGAGGACACCAUCGCUAAGACCCGACAACAUAGAUGAGCUUCUCAUUACUCAUAAGAAGCCCCAUAAGAAAGCCUCUGCCCAAUCGAUCAGCAGAUGGAUUAAGCAAACACUUUCAGAAAGUGGAGUUGACGGAAGGGUAUUCAGCGCGCACAGUACGCGGCACGCGUCCACGUCGGCUGCGGCCUCCGCUGGUGUAUGUCUGGACACUAUAAGGAAAACAGCCGGUUGGUCCACCACGUCGCAGAGCUUCGCUAGAUUUUACAACCGUCCAAUUAUAGAAGAAGGAGUUUUUGCUAAAAUGAUUCUGAGGGAUAAAAACGUUCCAUAAUAUAUUUUUAUAUAAUAAAUAAAUGAUUGUAUACGUAUACUGCUCGUAAAUAAUUCCUUUAACUAAUUAUUAAUGAUAAGAAUAAUCUGUGAUUAUAAUUUUAAGUUUCGUUUGCUCAAAGGUAAAGAAAUAAAUAUUUUCUGAUUUCAUAAAA
This is a messenger RNA of Pectinophora gossypiella (pink bollworm), 2370 nucleotides long. RefSeq lists its product as uncharacterized. The record is from RefSeq and is a predicted model, not a curated record. Lineage: Eukaryota; Metazoa; Arthropoda; Insecta; Lepidoptera; Gelechiidae. The coding region runs from base 109 to 1197 and encodes 362 amino acids. The transcript has 3 exons.